AACAACCAAUUUAAAACGCAAGAAUGGCGAGUCCGCCUGUAUCGGGAGGACCCCCGUUAUCUAAUGUCAACAUUAUUUCUAACAGCGUUAAAAAAUUCGGAUAUCUUAAGAAGCAAAAGCACGGACAUAGGCGGUUUUUCGUGUUAAAGGAACAGAGUGACGGACUGCCUGCCCGCUUGGAAUAUUACGAGAACGAGAAGAAAUGGAAAAACAAAUCAGCUGCUAAAAGGGUUAUAUCUCUUGACUCUUGUUUGAGCAUAAACAAGCGAGCGGACGCAAAAUACAAGCACCUGAUAGCCCUCUACACCAAGGAUGAAUAUUUCGCCGUUGCUGCUGAAAAUGAGCAAGAGCAAGAGAGCUGGUACAGAGUCUUAACAGAUUUAAUGAGUGAGGGAAAAGUGUAUGACGGGUCUGUCUCUAAUUCGGCAUCCUCUUUGGUGGGAUUCGACGAGGGAAAUUACGGUAUGAUUACGCCGGGGAGCGCCGCUUACAAGGAGGUAUGGCAAGUGAAUUUGAAAUCCAGGGGGCUCGGUCAGAGCAGAAAUAUUACUGGCGUUUACAGACUUUGUUUAUCGAGUCGGACAAUUAGCUUUGUGAAACUUAACUCGGAGGUUGCAUCCGUCAGCCUACAACUCAUGAAUAUACGCCGAUGUGGCCAUUCCGAUAGCUUCUUCUUCAUCGAGGUGGGCAGGUCCGCCUCUACGGGACCCGGGGAGCUGUGGAUGCAGGCGGACGACUCCGUGGUGGCCCAAAAUAUACACGAGACAAUUCUGGAAGCCAUGAAAGCAAUGAAAGAGCUGUCCGAGUUCAGACCGCGCAGCAAAAGCCAGUCAUCUGGCUCAAACCCCAUAUCCGUACCCACGCGGCGGAACUUAAACAAUUUGCCCCCUAGUCAGACGGGGUUGGUGAGGAGGUCAAGGACGGAUAGCAUGGCAGCCACAUCCCCUGUCAACAGGUUUAAUUCCUGCCGGAUACGGACGGCCAGCGAGGGUGACGGCACCAUGGCCCGGCCGGUGUCUGUGUCAAUAUCUGAGAUAGGGAGCCCCACUGUAAACAACCACAACCACAUAAACAGGUCCAACACGGUCUCCGCUGGGUCGUGUCGGGUGUCGGAGCUGUCGCUACUCCACCACAGCAGGUCCAUGUCUAUGCCUGUAUCCCACUCUCCUCCAGCAGCCAUAAGCCCAGUCAGCCUUUCCUCCACCAGUAUGAAUGGUUCAUCAUCCACUUCAUCUACUACCCAAAGACCCUCCAGCUGCAAUGGUUCAGUCUCCGGGUCACCUAGCGACACAGGCUUCCUGUCAUGUGAUGAUUAUGCCUCCAGCCCAGGAGAGGCAAGGUACAGUCUGGCGGUCAGGAGCGACACGCCCUCAUCUCUGUCCAGCACACCCCCAUCUCGAGAGGUCAGCGACCUCUACGGCUACAUGAUGAUGGACAGAGCAUCUAGCCACUCCCUCAAUAAGAUGCGGGCGUCAAGCAGAGAGCGGCUGGAUUUGGAGAAGACAUACCGAAAAAGAACGUACUCUCUCACGACACCAAGGCAACAGAAGGUGCCUUCCCAGCUGUCAUCUGCCUCGCUCGACGAGUACAUGUUGAUGAGGGCAGCGUAUACCAAUGGCCACUCUGGAAGGAACACACACUCUGCCUCUCCAAAGGUGUCCUACCCCGAGGAUUAUGGGGACAUUGAAAUCGGCUCCAGGAGCUCCAGCAGUAACCUAGGCGACGACGGCUAUGUGACCAUGACCCCAGGUGUGGCACCUAACAGUGGUAAAAAUGACCACUACAUGCCAAUGAGUCCCAUGUGUGUCUCAGCUCCCAAACAGAUCAUCAACCCCAGGUCACAUGGUCAGACUACGGGGAGUGGAUGCACGACUAACUCUCCAAGCAGCGGCUCCCUGGAGGACAGUGGCUACAUGAGAAUGUGGUCUGGCUCGAAGUCAUCUCUUGACAGCUCUGACGGUAGGAUGGUGAAUGGUGACUACAUGAACAUGUCUCCCAUCGACCCUUAUACCUCACCAACGCCCCCAGAUUAUUUUGUGGGUCCCUGCGAACCCGCCCAGAGACCCUCACCCUCUCAGAACUCAGCGACCCGCUCCAACAAGGUACAACAGACCUCUAAAAGUGGAGAGGACAACCAGUAUGUUUUGAUGAGCCCCCAGAGUCAGAGACCAACAGAAGAAUCAAACUACUACGCCAUGACUGCCAACUCUGGGCCUACAUCAUUGACCAGCCCCUCUGCCCCCCCUCCUCUCAGGCACAAUAGGGCAGAGGGUCUCUCACACCGAGGAAGAAUCAACAGGCCUAAUAGAUUAUCUCUAGACACCUUGAGAAUGCUACCAAGCAUGAACGAACAUCCACUUCCCUGUGAGCCUAGAAGCCCUGGUGAAUACAUCAACAUAGACUUUGGUGACGCCACGCGGUAUUCCCCUCCUUCUGUUUCCAUGGAGAGCCAGGGUUCUUCUCCCGGUUCUAGCACGGGCAGAAGAAAGUCUCCCUUAUCCGAUUACAUGAACCUCGACUUGAGCUCACACUCUCCCAAAUCAAGAGACACGCUUUCAGCUCCUCUGGAUGUCCUCCCGGAGUUAUCGCCGUGUCCCUGCCCUCCUGAGGAGGGGGAGUACUUCCUUAGCGAGCAGAGGAGCUCCCCGUGUCCAGCCAGCACGGACAAAGAUGGUUAUGCUGAGAUGAAGUUCGACGACUCCCGAAUCUCUCCCUCGUUCAUCUCCGAGAACGAGGAGGCUGCUACAGUCAGUCCUACUAACAGGGUACAGAGGUUAAGCCUGGCCGAGCAAAGCAUCCCGAGCAUCGGGGCGUUCCUGUUGGCGGGAUCUUCCCUCGACCCCGACAGGAUGGCGAAAGUGAUCCGGGCCGACCCCCACGGCCGGAGGCGGCACAGCUCCGAGACGUUUUCCUCCACCACCACCGUCACCCCGGUGUUUCCUUCUUUCGCCCACAAUGCCAAGCGACACAGCUCCGCCUCGGUGGAAAACGUCUCCGUACGGAGCAGCGAAGGUUCUGACGAGGAGUACGGGAGUCCCAUGUGUCGGGAGACCUCGGCGGGCUAUCAAAACGGUCUUAACUACAUCGCCUUAAACCUCAUGGACAGCAGAGAGAUAGGAAACUGUGAAAACCUGAUGAGUUUCAAAACUGCUGUGGGCUGCUGCAAAGGGGACGUAAAUGGAUUAAAUCCCAACCCGUAUGCCUGUCUAGGAUUCAAGGAGACAGCAACCACUGUAAAAGACUGAACAUCACACAGAUUGUCUUUCUCUCUCUCUCUCUCUCUCCUGACGUGAAGAGGAGAGAAACGGACAGUGACUGGGUAGAGACGGAGGUGUCUGGACUAUGCUGCUGUAUAUGACCUACAACCUUCACCCUCAUCUUCCUCACUGAGUUCCGGAGGGGCUUGCUUUGAGCCCCGUUUCCAACGUCAGGCUGUGUAAAAAAAUGGGACCCCCCCCAACCCCCCCCUCUCUCCUUCGGUGGGUGACCCAGUCGUUCAGGAAAGACGAAGCUGCUGCAAUGUAAAACGCUACAGUUACACAAAGUCGUAUGUGAAAACAUAGGAUGAUAGGUUGUU
Molecule: messenger RNA, 3577 nt
Organism: Chanos chanos (milkfish)
Lineage: Eukaryota; Metazoa; Chordata; Actinopteri; Gonorynchiformes; Chanidae
Gene: irs2a
Product: insulin receptor substrate 2a
Exons: 2
Coding region: 24-3245 (1073 amino acids)
Biological process (GO): insulin receptor signaling pathway
Cellular component (GO): plasma membrane; cytosol
Molecular function (GO): phosphatidylinositol 3-kinase binding; insulin receptor binding
Source: RefSeq, a predicted model, not a curated record